AUGGAUCCUAGAAACAAGUAUACGCCUUUGCAAAGGUUGAUUCAUCAAUGGAAGGCUCGUCGAGAUAUUCCAUUUCGUAAGAAGUUUUUUGUUGGUUACGAUUUACAUGGAAAUACAUAUUGGGAAUUCACAGUCGAUGGUAAUAUGCAAAGGCUUAGAAGAAAGUCAGAGCCUUACAAACCUCAACUUUUCAAAGCAGACUACUUUUCCACUAUACCACCCCAGUGGUUACAGUGGUUAAGAAGAACCAGGCAACAAGCACCAAGUUUGGAAGAGUUAAUCAAUGAUCAGGUUAGACAACAAAGAAUGAGGAUUUUGGCACAACAGGCUGAUGAAAAAUGGCAUUUUGAAAAGGCAAGAUUGGAAGAAGAGCAUAGACUCAAAUUAGCUGGAGAGUUGGCCAAAGUCGAAAAAGAAAACCAAGAAUUCCAAAGUAAGCAUGAAUCCGCAAAACAAGAGAAUCCUUGGGCAAAAGCGGAUGAAGAAUCGAAAUCUAGUUCAAACCCAAUACAAGCAGCUACAAUUAAUCCUAAAGCAAAACGUGCAGAUGAUCUGAAAUAA
Messenger RNA from Debaryomyces fabryi, 561 nucleotides. RefSeq lists its product as uncharacterized. The transcript has a single exon. Gene Ontology annotation, cellular component: membrane. The coding region runs from base 1 to 561 and encodes 186 amino acids. Gene Ontology annotation, biological process: mitochondrial respiratory chain complex I assembly. Lineage: Eukaryota; Fungi; Ascomycota; Pichiomycetes; Serinales; Debaryomycetaceae. The record is from RefSeq and is a predicted model, not a curated record.